This is a messenger RNA of Punica granatum (pomegranate), 1717 nucleotides long. The record is from RefSeq and is a predicted model, not a curated record. Lineage: Eukaryota; Viridiplantae; Streptophyta; Magnoliopsida; Myrtales; Lythraceae.
GCUGCAAUGAUAUUCCACAGUUCUCGGAUUCGGUCGGGAGGCAGCUUCUUCGAUAUCAUUAAACUUCGAGACCGGAAGUGCCAUUGUUGGGAGGAUUAUACCUUCAAUUCUCGUUCUUUUAAGUUCAUCGAAAAAAGACGCAUCGAUAUAUCUGGGCUUUCAUGGGCCGGUAAUAUUCGCGGGAAAAUACAACCGGCGAGCUCCCACCGUAUAAAAUAUCUUCUGGCCAAAACCGGCGUUCAGAACCUCAGUCAGAGCCCCCGUCAAUGGCUUCCAUUUCUGUCGCAUCCUCCGUAUCUCUUCCCCGCCUCUCUCAUCCGCCUCUCCGGCCGGAAUUCGACUGGAGCUCUCUUCCGCGCCCAUCAAAUUUCUCCCCUUUCUCUGGCAAUGGACGGCCGCGUCUUGGGAACCCCAGAAGAUUUCGAGCGAAAUCUGCUGGACCUGAUCAGCAACUGCCCAAACGGCGUUCUGAGAGCGCGGACGGUCCCUCUCCCUCCACCAGCUUCUUGUCCGUCCUCUGUCCUCUGCUCAGGCUCUUCUCCGGCGGGGAUCCUUCUCGGGACCGGAAUGAAGCUCUUGAGGUGGCAACCUCUUCCUUGUCUACCUUGGCAAGACUGCCAUGGGGAUCACGAUCAGUUUUAGCUUCUGAGCAAAACCAAGAAGCCACCAUCUCUGGCCCUCUGAUGCAUUUGCAGAUCUUUGAAUUCGAGGCAUGUCCCUUCUGUAGGAGGGUUCGUGAAGCUAUGACAGAGCUAGAUCUUUCUGUUGAGAUCUAUCCUUGCCCAAAAGGCUCAGCAAGGCACAGAGCAAUGGUUAGAGAGCUUGGUGGCAAAGAGCAGUUUCCAUUCAUGAUUGACCCAAACGCUGGUAUUUCAAUGUACGAAAGCGGUGACAUUGUCAAGUACCUGUUUGAGAAAUAUGGUAAAGGGAGAAGCCCCUCAAGUGGACUUUUGGAGAGCACAUUGGUCACAGGAUGGAUGCCAACAGUUCUUCGGGCUGGAAGAGGGAUGGCGUUAUGGGAAAAGGCAAAACAAGAUCCCCCACCAGAAAAGCUGGAGUUAUUUUCAUAUGAAAACAAUCCGUAUGCUCGAAUUGUUCGUGAAGCACUCUGCGAGUUGGAGAUUCCUUAUAUACUGCAGAAUGUUGGAGAAGGGUCUCCACGGGAAAAGUUGCUUGUUGAUAUGUCAGGAUCCAAAGAGGUUCCGUUCAUUGUUGAUCCGAAUACUGGAACUCGUACCGGUGACUACAAGAAGAUACUCUCUUACUUGUUCCAGACAUACGCUGUCCCCACCUCAUAAUAAAUGGUUCGGGUGCAUCGACCCUUGUCGACAUCAUUCCUUGAAAGACCAAGUUUUCAGAGUCAUGCAGAUAAGAUUUAAUAGGUCUCAAAGCAUGCCAAAGGGCGAGGCACAGCCAGUUUUCUUGGCAAUGAAUAGAUUCUCCUGAAGAGGCAAAUAUGUCAUGCGGCUCCACUACCAUUUGAAGAAAUUCAGGUACCAUAUUAUAAGGCGAAACAUUAAAGUGGAACUUGACAUGACUAAUGAUAUUUUGAAUAUUUGACAAAUCGAUGAAGACUGCCUUGCUUUUUCUCUUCUCAUCAACAAUUUAAGGCUGUCUUCUUAUGUUAUCGGAACUUUCUCAUGUCAUGUGAUCUUACGGAGCUCAAAUUUUCUAUUUGAUUAAUGACAAAUUAUAUAUUUGUGCGGGACCGUGCUCA